AUGAGUGACGAACACAAGACACCAAAUAAGUCUUACGACUCCACUUAUCUCGGGUCAACACAGAAGAAAACAGCUCAAAGACCAUUCUCAAGAAGAACUUGGGAUAUCAGUCCCAGACCACCAUCAUCACCAUUUAGAAGACUUGCAGAUUCUGCUAGGAAACAAUCACCUGGUUCUGGAGUAAGUUCACCUCUUAGGAGAACACCUGCUAAGAAAGAUGAUGGUAAGACAGAUGAAUUGAUGAAUUGGAUUGCGUCAAUAAAACAUAGAGCAAGUACAGCGCUAGAGGAAGAUGAAGAAGACGAAAGAUCCUUUUAUGAACGAAUUGAGAAAGAAAAACGUCAAGUUGAAGCUCAAAAUCAAAUAAACACCGAAGCUUUUGAAAAGCUGGGAUUGUUACUGGAUAAGGAGCAAACAACCUUAAAAUCUGAAUCAAAAUUUUCCAAUAUAUCCAAUCUGGAGAAGGAAUCAUCUGAAUCCGAAGAGGAAUCAGAGGAGAAUGAUUCAUUAUAUAAUGAAGGUUCAGCUAAUGAUGAAGAACCUGCCAAUUAUCAUUAUGAAGAAGAACAAUAUCCAAAGAAUAUCAAUACCCAAGAAGAACCUGUCGAGGUUAUGUCUCUUGAUAGUGAAGAAGACGAGGAAGAAGGUGAAUUUCAAGAAGAAGAACAAGAUGACUUUGACGAGGAGCAAGGUAGUGAUAAUUACAGAGAAGGAGAACAACAAGAUCAAAAUGUUGAUAAUCAAUCUGAAGGUUAUGACUCUGAAGGUAAUGUUAUAUUUCCAGAUGAUUCUCAACUUCUACAACUACCUUCUGAUUCAGAGCAUGAGAUCGGUGAAGAUGAAGAGAUUGAAAUACCAAAAUACGAUGAUAAUGUUUUCGCUGAAGAUUCUAAGAAUGAAUACGUUGUAACACCUCAAUAUCAAAGUGCUUAUUCACACAGUCGCUCCCAACCACAGGCAACUUACCAAUAUCAAGAACAUGAUGAAGUUGACGAAAAAGAGGACCAACAGGAUAACCAAGGUGACUAUGAUGAAGACUUUUCCCAAGAAGAAGACUAUGAGAAUCAAGAACAAGAGCAAGAACAAGAAGUUGUUGAUUUGUCAGAUGUUGAUGGAGAAGACGAAUAUGAUGACGAUUUGGAAGAUGAUAAUGAUUCAUUUAAUGACCAAAAGGAUAUUCAGGAAGAUGCUACUCACCAUCGUGAACCAAACUCAGAUAAUGAUCAACCAACUCAAUAUCAGUUCCAAGAAAACACCGAUGGUUCACAAGAAAAUCAAUUCUUUUCUUUUGAUAUGCUAGCCAGUGCUGCUUUGAAUCAAAUACCGCAUGAACAGUCCACACAUAGAACAAUGACGGAAAGAGUUGUUGACAUCGAUGAUGAGGCAGAUGUUUUGGAAGAAGACCCACAAGACGAUGAAGAUGAAAAUGUGUUACAGGAAGCUCCAGAAGAUGACGACGAUGAAGAAGAUGUGCUACAAGAAGAUCCAGAAGAAGACAACGAAGAAGAAGAAGACAACCAAGAUCAAUAUUCAGGUGAAACUUAUUACAGAGAAGAAGAACCUUCAACAGAACAAGAUCAAGAGGUUCAAUAUGAGCAACAUUCAGAUGCAGGAUAUGAAUCUGAAAACCAAGAUUAUGAGCCAUCUGAACAUCAUGAGGUGGAGGAUAUCUAUAGUGAUAAUGAUUCUGUAAAUGAGGAAGUUGUCGCAGACCACCAUGAGGAUGAAGUACUUGAUCAUGAAAACCAGCAAAUCAAUAUAAAUGAACAAGAGGAGACUACGCCAUCUCAAGAAUCUGAAGAAAUUAUUGAGGAUAAUGAUCAAGAAGUCUCUGAGAAACUUGAUCUAGAAGAGCAGGAGAACUCACCAGAGCCAGAACAAGAACAGGAACCAAAAGUUGAGGUAUAUGAAGAAGAACAAUAUUAUGACUCAGAUAAUGAACCAUUUAAAAGUCCAUCACAUAGUUUGUUUGGUUCGUUAACCGUUGACGAGGUGUCUGCUAUUCAAGAUGAUGAAGAUGAGGAAUUGGUAUACGGUGGUGUAACUUAUAAUACAAAUUCCAUCUUAGCAAACAUUGAACACGAUACUGGAUUCGAAAAAGAUGAGCAAGAGGAAAAUGAUCCUGAAAAUGAACUAGAUUUAAAAGAUGAAGAUGGCCUCGAAGGUAAUGACGAUGUUGACAGAAAGGAAAGAAACGACCAAAUUGUCGAAAAAGAUUAUAAUACCAAAGAAGAAAUAAGCCAAGAAGAGAAAUUACCUGAAAGUAAAGAUGUCGAAAUUGAAGAAACACCAAGAACCAUCACAUCAAAGAGUAGUUUUGCUUCAUUUUCAAACUUUGGUGGAAUCAAUAACAAUUCUACAAUCUCAUUCAAAGAUGCUUCUUUAGAAUUUGAAAAAUCUCUGAGCAACAAGAAAGACUCAGAUGUCACAGACGUGAAUAACGAGGACAAAGGUACAUAUCCAAAAACAGUUGAAUUUGACUUACCUGAUAAGAGUGAUGUUGAUAUUAAAUCUGGUUCAGAAGAAAACGAAGAAAACGAAGAACAGAAAGGAAACCAAAACAACCAACUUGAAGAGGUACGAGGUGUUGUCUCAAGUAUGCUUGAACAGUCAUUAGGUGAAAAUCCUGAAUCAUUUAUCGAACACGCAAAGAAAGGCCAAGAAGAAUUGGUUGAAACAGUCAACAAAACUACACCUGCUGAAUCUUUGAAAGAAAUUGCUGAUAAUAUGAUCAGAAAGUCUUUGGGUGAAGAACCUGAACAUUUGGUUGAAUCCGUCAUUGAAGAUUCGAGUUUGAAAGAUACUGCUGAUGAAGUUGUUAACAAAUCACUCGGUGAAGAACCAAAAGAAUUUGUGGAAAAUAGAUUGAACGCUUUAGCUAAUGCAGAUGAAGAAGAAAAUGCUGCAAAAUCUUUAAGUGAUGAAUCCGAAAGACUUAUUUACAAGGUUGGAGAAGGUUUGGAUAAACUUAACGCAGCUGCACAAGCCAAUAAAGAUAAUGAAGGGGAAGUAUUUUCGAAGAAUAUCUCAGAAGUUGCUGAUGAACUAAUUAGUGAAGCUGGUGAUGUUACAAAAGAGCAUAUAGAUUCCAAAAAGAUUGAAGAAGCAGCAGCUCAUGAUGAUUCCAUAUUUUCUGAAUCUAUUCCAGAUGUUGCUAAGGAUCUUAUCAAUGAUGUCAAAAAUCUUCAAAACGAUAACAUAUCAGACCAGAAAGAGGAAUUUGAUAAUAACCGAAAUUCAGCUAUUGUGAAUACAGCUAAAGCAGUUACAGAUGCCGUUAGUGACGUGGUUGAAAAAGCUAAAGAGGAAGUUGAAGAAGCUAUCGAAAGCUCAGUGAUUGAACCUGAAAAUGCUCUCGAUGUUGAUAAUUCUUUCAAUGAAGCCCUAAAAGUUACUGAUGAUCCAGAUAAAACCGAGUCUCAAGAGAUCAACAAAAAUGAUAAACCAGCAUUUGAUUUUGCAAUUCCAGAUAUAAUUAGGGAUUCAUAUCUUCAAGGUCUGAAAGUUGCUCAACAAAUUCAAGAACAGGGUGAAAACUUUGUUGAAGAACCAGCUAAACCAAAAUUAAACAUGAGCUUUUAUAACAAAGACAAUGAACCAGAUAACUCAUUAGGUGCUAGUAAUGAAGCCAUUGCCGGAUCAUCAUCUGAACAAAUGUCACCAGAGGAGAAACCAAAACCAGAUCAUAUUGCUAACAACUAUGAGAGUGUUAAAGCUGGUAUUGAAAGUUUACAAAAGGAAGAUUCGAACUCUAGUGUUAAUAAGAAAAGAAAAUUAGAAGAGACCGAACUGGAAGAGUCAGAACCUACCGGGAUCUUUCAUAAGAUUAGAAGAUUUGCAAGCUUUACUAACUUUAGCUUAUCACCAAAAAAAUCAUCUCCAAAAGAGCUUCUAGAUGAAGGAGGAAGUUUAAAUCAAAAUUCAGUUACUAAAUCUAAAGAAGAAGCUAAGAAUAUUUUCAAAGCUGUAGAAACUUUGACUGAAGAGAACAUUGAAGAGCCUGUUUCGAAGGAGACAGAACAUCAAGCUACGGGAAUCAAUUUACCACAAGCUGUUGAAGAUUUUGCUAAAUUCACAGAAGAGAAAGUUAAUGAAGCUGUUAUAGAACCUGUCAAUAGCGCUAGUGCUAGCCCUUCCCCAAGAGGGGAAAAUGAGAGUCUGAUAGACAUCACAGAGGAAGCGGAAAAUUUUGUUAGUUUUGUUGAAGAUCAAGUGGAAGAAUUUAUUGAUAACUCUGUUACAGAGACAGAAAUUAACCGCGAUGAGGAUGAACAGGAAGUUGAAUUUAAAGUUCCAGCUGAAGUAAAGAAAUUAGCAACAUUUAUUCAAGAUAAGGUGGAUGAAGCAAUUGAAAAUCAAGUCGCCGGUGAAGAUAUUAAUCGUUCAUCUGAGGAAACAGAGAUCAAAGUUCCACAAGUUCCACAAGAGUUACAUGAUUUAGCAGAAUCAUUCACUGAAAAGGUUGAAGAAGCAGUGGAAAAUGAAGUUGAAGGUGAAGAUGUUAAUCGCUCCACUGAUGAAAUUGAAAUCAAGAUCCCAGAGGAAGUUAAAGAAGUUGCUGGUGUCCUUGAAAACACAGUGGAAGAAGCAUUGGAAAAUCCAGUACAAGGUCUCGAACAUGAAGAUGAUAUAUUGGAAACUUCACAAAAAUCAGAGUCAAAUGAUAUCAAUUCUGGUGCCAGUGGUGAUGUUGAAGAAGACGAUGUUCAAGUUAAUGAUGAUUCAAAUAUCAUAGAUAAUGAUCUGGUAAAUUCAUUUAAAGAUAAAGUUGAAGAAGCUGUUGAAAAUCCAAUCGAAGGUGAAGUUGAUGACAAAGAUGGAGAUAAUGAAGAUGCUGUUUCAGAAAAAAAACCUACAGAAGAAAGCUCUUUCUUUUCAACUAUUGCAGAAGACGCAAAAGAAGUAUUAGAAAAGGCUGGUGAUAUCGUGGAGGAGACAAUUGAAAAUCCUUUGACAACCGAAGAGGUAAAUCGUGAUGAGGAUGAGAUUGAACUGGAAAUACCACAGGAAGUUGAAAAUAUUGCUAAUGAUCUUCAUGAACAAGUAGAGGAAGUAAUUGAGAAUCCAUUAACAGAAUCUGAAAUUAAUAGAGAUGAUACUGAAAAUGAAGCUAAUCUCUCAUCGGAGGUUUCCAAUUUAGUUACAAAUGUUAAAGAAGAAGCUGAGAAUCUAUUAAAUUUUGCUGAAAAUACCAUUGAUGAAGCAAUUGAUGCACCAGUGGAUGAAGGUAUCGACAGUACACACGAUAUUCCAGAUGAGAAGGGCGAAGGUGAAAUUACAGAAGGUCCUGAUCAACAGAUUGUUGAAAAUGAAGACGCAGGAAAUAUUGAAAAUAAAGAACAAGAAGAAGAUGAUGAUGAUCAAGAAAAGAAAGAAGAUGAUGACCAAGAAGUGGAACUUGAAGGAGAAAAAGGAAAAGAAGAGGAAGAAGGAGAAGAAGCAGAAGAAGUAGAAGAAAGAGAUACACUAGAAGCUCGUGAUCCAUCAACCGAGGUCCAAGAAGAUGAAGCUUCUGAUGUUUCUAAAGAUACACCAGUUAAACCACCAAGCUCCAAGUUUGAAUUUUCACAAAUUCCACCUCAACAACCAUACCGCUCUCCAUUUAAGAGAGCUAUUGAUUUCAUAUUCAGAAGAGGAACCAAUGAAAGAUCCAGUACACUGAAAAGCUCCGUUAUAUUGAAAAAUGAAGCUGAAGAUAAAGAUGUUGAAGAACCUGCAAAGAAACGUCAAAAAAUUCAAUCUUCAAAUGAUUUUCAUGAUCACAUAAUAAUGAAAACCAGAAGUGGAAAAAUCGUUGGUGCUAAUACUGAAGCUGAUAUUGAAGAUGCUAAAGCGCUAGAAAAGAGAGAAGAUGAAUUGAUUGAUCGUAUUGCUCAUGGUAAAGUCCAUACUGAACAUGCUGUUCAUGAUAUUGCUGCUGAACAUGAACGUAUUGAAGAACACCAUGAUUUGGAAGGUAACCAUAUUAAACUUGGGGACCUAAAAUCAGACCAAGUCGAGCAAGAAAUUGUUGAAAAAGAAGAGGAAAUUGAAAACACAGAAAGAGAAGAGGAAACUGAAAACACAGAAAGAGAGGAAACACCUGUUCCACAAUUUGAGGUCAAGAUUGAAGAAGCCAAAUUUCCAAAUACACCAAAAAGACGCACAAGAGGUAGAUCAUCCAAAAGAAGUCGUACAGAUGUUGAUGAUUCAGAAGAACCAGAAGAAAAGAAAGAAGAAUCCGUUACACCUAAAAGAAAAGCCAGAUCAAAGACCAAGUCUAGAAGUCGUAAAGAACUUCCUCCAAAGAGUGAAAGAAAGUUAAGAAGUAGAACUAAAUGA
Molecule: messenger RNA, 6321 nt
Organism: Hansenula ciferrii
Lineage: Eukaryota; Fungi; Ascomycota; Saccharomycetes; Phaffomycetales; Wickerhamomycetaceae
Product: Centrosomal protein
Exons: 1
Coding region: 1-6321 (2106 amino acids)
Source: RefSeq, a predicted model, not a curated record